Messenger RNA from Fusarium verticillioides 7600, 1237 nucleotides. RefSeq lists its product as hypothetical. Bases 146 to 1036 code for a protein of 296 amino acids. The record is from RefSeq and is a predicted model, not a curated record. Lineage: Eukaryota; Fungi; Ascomycota; Sordariomycetes; Hypocreales; Nectriaceae. Gene Ontology annotation, molecular function: hydrolase activity. The transcript has a single exon.
CGCCGACUCGGCCGACCUCGGUUCCCCAGUCGGACAUAGCAUUAGUAUGUAGUUUACACUUACACUUACACUGACUGACUAUAUAUCAUCCUCGAAACCCUCUAUAACCUAUUCAAUUAACUAUACACACUCAAAUAUCUUCAUCAUGACUUCAUCAACCCUUUCUCAACGCAUUCCUCCCGACUCUUGGGACUCACACAUGCACAUUGUCGACGUUGAGAACUACACCCUUGAUGCUUCAGCCAAAUACCGUCCUACAUCUCACAGUCUGGACCAAGCUCUCGCUUUUGAAACUAGUGUCGGGCUUCGAAACAUAGUUCUCGUUCAGCCAUCUAUCUAUGGCCUUGACAACUCGUGUCUGCUCGAUGGUCUGCGUGCCCUUGGUGCUGACCGUGGACGAGGCGUUGUUGCUAUUGACCCUGAGGUUGUUAAUCAAGAAGAGCUGCGUUCUUGGCAUGAACUGGGUGUGCGUGGAGUGAGACUCAAUAUCCUCUCGAAUGAACUUACCAUUGAUGCAGCCGAGUUGGAGAGGCUGUUGAUGCUUUACGCCGAUGCUGUGAGACCCUUGGGAUGGGUUGUUCAGGUCUAUGUCCCUAUGGAUAUGGUUACUCUCCUUGAACAUAUCAUUCCGAAGCUCAACGUCAAGUUCUGCAUAGACCAUCUUGGACAACCACCUCUGAACAAAUACACAGGCGCGGAGCCAUACGACAUACCAGGCUUCUCGUCCCUCAUCAAUUUACUCAAAAACGGCCAGACAUAUGUCAAACUGUCGGCCGCUUACAGGAUUAGCACACUCCCUGACUACAGCGAUUUGGAUCCCAUCGCUAAGGAGGUCAUUCGAGUCGCUGGAAAGACUCAUGUUGUCUUUGCAACUGACUGGCCUCACACAAGAUUUGAGGGGUUGGAUAUCAAGCCCUGGAUGGAGAGAGUGCUGAGCUGGUGCGGAGGUGAUGAUCAUCUCAAAGAGCGGCUGUUUAGAGGAAAUGCUGAAGAUCUAUGGGAUGUCCAGAGGCCACCAAGGAACGCAGACCAGUGAUUGAGAUCAGUUAUGACUGAGUAAGGGGGUAUCCCAUUCAUGGUGUUCAAAGAUGAUUUCGUUCUUUCUGCACCGGACAUGUGUACUUGUUAAUAUUUUCGUUUAUGUAUUCAUAUCAUAUCUGACUAUUGUUCAUCUGUCCAUCAUUCUGCCGUUGUAUUGCGAUACCUGAAACGUCAAGAACGAUUUCCAAGUUGGCCA